AUGGCUCCAAACGUUGCAAUUAUCAUUUAUUCUUUAUACGGUCACACCGCUAUUUUGGCUGAAGCUGAAAAGAGAGGUGUUGAAGCCGCUGGUGGUAAAGCUGACAUUUUCCAAGUCCCUGAAACUUUGUCCCCAGAAGUUGUCAAGGCUAUGGGAGGUGCUCCAAAGCCAGACUACCCAAUUGCCACUGCUGACACCUUGGUUAACUACAACGCCUUUUUGUUCGGUAUCCCAACCAGAUUUGGUAACUUCCCAGCUCAAUGGAAAGCUUUCUGGGACCACACCGGUGGUCUAUGGGUUAAAGGUGCUUUGCAAGGUAAGGUUGCAGGUGUCUUCAUCUCUACCGGUACCGGUGGUGGUAACGAAAUGACUGUUGUUAACUCCUUGUCAGUUUUGGCUCACCAUGGUAUCAUCUACGUUCCAUUGGGUUACGCUAAUGCUUUCAAGGAAUUGACUAACUUGGAAGAACCUCACGGUGGUUCCCCAUGGGGUGCAGGUACUCUUGCCGCUGCUGAUGGUUCCAGAAAGCCAUCUGAGUUGGAAUUGUCCAUUCACGAAAUCCAAGGUAAGACCUUCACUGAAACUGUCAGAAAGUUUUGA
Zygosaccharomyces rouxii is the source of this 600-nucleotide messenger RNA. RefSeq lists its product as uncharacterized. The transcript has a single exon. Gene Ontology annotation, molecular function: NAD(P)H dehydrogenase (quinone) activity; FMN binding. Lineage: Eukaryota; Fungi; Ascomycota; Saccharomycetes; Saccharomycetales; Saccharomycetaceae. The coding region runs from base 1 to 600 and encodes 199 amino acids. The record is from RefSeq and is a predicted model, not a curated record.